This is a messenger RNA of Rhodofomes roseus, 3757 nucleotides long. RefSeq names its product LNS2-domain-containing protein. Gene Ontology annotation, cellular component: nucleus. NCBI's taxonomy places the organism in Eukaryota, Fungi, Basidiomycota, Agaricomycetes, Polyporales, Fomitopsidaceae. Gene Ontology annotation, molecular function: phosphatidate phosphatase activity. Gene Ontology annotation, biological process: triglyceride biosynthetic process; fatty acid catabolic process. The transcript is spliced from 10 exons. The record is from RefSeq and is a predicted model, not a curated record. Bases 160 to 3636 code for a protein of 1158 amino acids.
CAGCGUGCGGUCGGGGAAUCAUAUGCUUGUGGCCCACGUGGGUGGCGAGUCCCCACUGCCCCGGCUGGACAGAGAGCUCUGGGGCGAACAAGCUUCUGGGCAUGCUCGCAGCGCUCUCCAGCGUACCACCACCCCCGCUCGACGUCCCCCGCCUGCCCGAUGAACUACCUGCGGGGUGCAGUCAGCGCCAUCAGUGCCCCCUACCAGUACUACAAGGAUCUCAACCCCGCCACCCUCACGGGCGCUAUAGACGUCAUCGUAGUGAGACGACCGAGGCAGCAGGAUGGCCAGUCGAACAAUGCACACCCAGCAGAGGACGGCCAUGAGCUCGUCUGCUCGCCGUUCCAUGUCAGGUUUGGAAAGUGGCAGGUGCUCAGGCCGGGCGACAAGAAGGUCAAUAUGUUUGUCAAUGGGAACCAAGUCCCGUUUCCCAUGAAGAUUGGUGAGGCUGGAGAGGCCUUCUUCAUUUUUGAGACCGACGAGGACGUCCCCGACAGCCUUGUUACCAGUCCUCUUCUGGAGGCGACCCAGCCUGGGCAGACAAAUGCAGACGUGCAGCGCGCCGGGAGAUUCGGAGCCAAAGAAGGGUCCGAGAAACAACCCGAAGAGCCUGGCGCGGAAACCCAAGAGCCCGAGUUCCUUGACCUCAACGCUCCCGAACCACAAGAAGACCUCUCCCUGCAUGCCGAGCAUCAAAGGUUCGAAGAUGCUGAGGGCAAAGCAUCACUCCUUACACAAACUGCGCAGCUCGGAAAGGCAAUCGUUGGCGCAACUGUGGAGGCAGGGAAGUCUGAAAGCGACAAACUCAAGGAUGAAACGUUGACAGAGGCCGUCACCGAGGUCGAGAAGGACAAAGAGACGUUUCUGAGGGAGAAGGCCCUUGCAGCUCACAACGCUGCGAAGCACCCCGUUGACAGCUUCCGCAGUAACAAGGGCGAUGAGGUUUUGCCAGACACGGACAACGUGGAGGGUCCUGACGUUGUAUAUACCGACGAUAUGGUGUUUGAUAUGGAGGGAUAUCACUCGCACCAAAGGAGUCGAUCAGGUGGAUCCAUCACCCCGCGUGGUUCGUCGAGCUCUCAAGUUCCUAGCCCGCCGAGUACACCAGGGCCCUCCCGCACACCAUCACCGCCUGUCAAUGCGCCUAUCCCCUUCCCUACCAUGCGGGCCACCUCCGAACCUCCCUUCGAGCACCCGACCGGCAUGACGCCUCCACUAGCCGCACUCACCCCACCGACAACCCCCCCUACACGCUCGCCAUCCAUGUCGCGGAUGCACGCGACGAAAGCCAAAGUGGGCCCGCACGCGACAAUCCCGGUGCGGCGUGCUCCGGAGACGGAGGAGUACAUGUGGGAGUGGGGCAACUUCCCGCAGCGGACCCCGGUGCGCACUACGUUUCCGUCUAUGGACGGCCUGGGCCCGAGCCGUAAGGGCAAGGAGCGCAUGUCAGACUUGAUACUGGACACGAAUAUUAACGGGAAGGAGCGCGAGGGGGAAAUGGUGUCAUCCCCCGUGUCUAUGGAGGAGGAGGGUAAGGGUGAGCUGACGUUUGGGAAGGGCGGGCGCUUGGCCAUUGAUCGGCGGAAUCCGACGCGCUUCAGGGUGUCGAUCGAACGGCGGGUGGUAGACUUUGAGUUGAGUAUCGUGUCUGGCGCGGGUAGGCGAGACAGGCAGAGUGGGAAGGGGCCGUUAGGUGGUGAGGAUGAGGUGGUGGAUAUGCAGCACUUCGAGGAGGGGAGGGUAGACUUUGAGAGAUUCAUCAAUGAUGAUAAGGUCAUCAGCGACCAGGACUUGGUCUUGAGAUGGGCUGGAGACAUGUACAUCACACGGCAGGAUGGGUCUCCGUUGAUGGACGCGCUCGUCCUGUGGCGGGAUGCUGCACUGCGCGGCAAGCUCGCUCGCUCGCCGUCCCGAUCGCCGUCACUAAGCUGGGAGGAACGUCGCAGUAGACUGAAGAACAUAGACGAAGAGGUUCCUUAUGCUUCGGAUGAGGAGCCACUGCAUAUGGAUCGCACAAAAUCCGACAUGUCGGGCUCAACAGUUACAGAGAAGACCCCUCCCCCUUCAUCGUCGUCGUGGGUACGCUGGUGGAGCCGAAGCCGCAAUGAGGAGCCGACUCAACGACCGAACUUCAAGUCGAUGAAUACAGCGCCGUCCACCGUGCAAAGAAGCGACACGCAAGCGCUGCAACGGGGACCGUCGCCUACAAAGCGAUCCUCGUCUGUUACGCCGAUCUCUGUCCCACUUCGCUCGACUGAACGCGGGAUGCCCGGGUCGCCGUCGUCUGACACAUCCUCUGAAGACGAUCAACCCAAACGGUACGCGAAGACCUUACGGCUUACCUCAGAGCAGCUAAAAUCACUCGAUUUGAAGCCAGGAGCGAACAGCAUCACUUUCUCUCUAUCAGCGACAGGGGCUGCUGCGUGUACCGCACGCCUCUUCGUCUGGGAGCACACCGACCAGGUCGUCAUCUCGGACAUUGACGGAACGAUCACGAAGUCAGAUGCGCUAGGCCACGUCUUCACGAUGAUCGGUCGCGACUGGACGCACCUCGGCGUCGCGAAGCUGUACACGGACAUCUGUCGCAACGGCUACAAGAUCUUGUACCUCACCUCGCGUGCCAUCGGCCAAGCGGAUUCGACGCGUGAUUACCUGAAAGGGGUCAAGCAGAAUGACUACCAGCUACCGGAGGGCCCCGUCAUCAUGAGCCCCGAUCGGCUGCUGACGUCGUUACAUCGUGAGGUGAUUAUGCGCAAACCCGAGGUAUUCAAGAUGGCCGCUUUGCGGGACAUCCAGAAGCUGUUCGGGACGACUGCGAAGAACCCAUUCUACGCUGGGUUUGGCAACCGCAUUACCGACGCGCUCUCAUAUCGCAGUGUUGGCGUGCCUAGCUCUAGGAUCUUCACGAUUGACUCAAAUAGUGAAGUGCGGAUGGAGCUACUCGAGCUAGCAGGUUACAAGUCUUCGUACAUCCAUAUGACAGACCUGGUCGACCAGAUGUUCCCUCCGAUCAACCGUACAUGGGCCGCAGAGUUCACCGACUUCAACUACUGGAAACAACCCAUGCAGGAUUUCCCGCUUCCCGACCUCACACCACCCUCACCCGCUCUGAGUGCUCGAUCCGACACGUCGAAUCAGAGUACGCUUGCCCGCCUCAGGCACUUCAGUCUCAUGGGAGGUCGGCAGACGAACAAUAUGGACAGGUUCACCCUACCGCCACCGGCGACGAGGGCGACUGACAAGGACGCCACAGCGCAGGAGCGUCGGAACGAGACCCACCUGCGCCAGAUGUCGUCCUUCGAGCGGCUGAGCAGUACGCUGUCUGCUCUGGCACAGUCCGCAUCCCCGAUCAGUAGUCCACGCUCGAGCACGCCUACCUUCAUCGACUCAGGGUCGGAAGACGAAGGCGACGAGCCUGAUGUUGAGAAGCAGAAACGACGGAGGCGGCGACGGGAGAGUAUGCCUGGCUCGUUGCCCGGGUCGGAUGGCUCGGGUUCGGACGAAGACAUACACUUCGGCGUGGACGACGCGGGAGAUGGUGCUUACGAUGGGGAGAGAGAAGUGGAGGCCGCCGAGGAAGCAUUCGACGAAGACUUCCUCGCCGCCGGAGAGAUGGAGAAAGUCCCAUUCUUGUGACGGAAUAGAUAUUACUGUAGAGCGCAUCACUGGCACGUACUAAUUUACAAGAUCUGUCUGUCGAAGGUCGGCUUUGUAGCUGCGCUUGUUGCAUGGGAACGCGCCGGGCCCCCAGUACACG